CCAUGGCGGUUGCGGUGGACGUCCAGACGGAGGGCCUCCGGCAGCUGGAGCGCGCCGAGCGGCUGGUGGAGCUGGGCAGUAGCGGGCCGCGGAACCGGCGGACGGCGGUUCACAAGUCUUUGGAGCAGCUUUUUGGUGAGGCACGUGCAAGGUCGCAGGGCUACAGCAGCGCCUUCUCAUCGCUACCUCGGUUGCUGCAGAGCCCUCAAGCGCAACGCCUGGAGAGGGACGUGGCGGACUUCACCUUGGCGCCACAGGCUAGCACCAAACAGGAGGAUGCCGACCCCUCAGUGGGGCUGCAAGAAUUCUUUGGUUUUCGACAUGAGCGCGUCAUCGUGGAGGCGGUAGAGGAGAGCUACAGAGACUGCCUGAGAUGUUGUGAGCGACAUUCCUUUGAUCGGCUUCAAGCAGAUUGGGAAGAAGCGAAGGGUCAGUUCUUGCAGAAUCUGCAGCGCUUGGGCGAAAAUUCGGCUGUCCUCGCCCUGUGCUCCGAUGGCAGUACUGUGGGCGCUCAAGCUGCUAUUCCACCUCUUCAAGAUGCUCCAAUCAUUGAUGCACUUCUGAGUGAACCUAUGAGCCCGCAGUUGGUUCAGAAAAUCGCACAUCUCAGCAGUGCAAGUUGCCCCGCAUAUCAAGCGGAACUCAGAGAGUGUUGGAACAUUUUAGGUCAAGAAUUGAACAUGACCUUGCAGAGCAUCACAGCUGGUGCCAUCAAGUAUCUCCAGACCCGCUUUUUUGAGGAGGUGAAGGGUUUUGUCUACAAUCAUACCGAAGCCUUGGGCGGUAUCCCAGAUGCCUGGUCCAUGGUGAAGGCGCAUGGCCGGCUGAAGUUUCAGACGGCCAGCUUUCCCAGCAAUGUCACCCACGUGUGGUAUGCGGCCUACGUGGCGGCGCGCGCAGGGCUCAGCCAGCUGCUGCUGCAGCUACCUGAGGUGCCGGGGCCGGCGGAGCGCUGCGCCAUGCUGCGGCCCGUGUGUCACCUGCUGGCGCGGCGGAUGCAGGCGGUGCAGCCCGGUGAGAUAGCACCACUGUCGGGCGUGAGCCAAAUCGACUCGGCUGAUUUACUGCGAGCUGAUGUGGAGGAGAGUAGCGGCUUCCAAGACGUCCUGGUCUCGCUGCUGCUGGGCCGAGGCUUCGCCUUUGGCAAACUGCCCGAGGGAACGGUGGAGGACUGGCUGUGGUAUCGACUGCAUUUGGUUCAUUUGCUUGGACAGGAUGACGAUCAAUCACCAGACUUCAAGAAUCACCUGGAAAAACUUCGAAACCAGGCCGCUUCUUUGGGCCCCUCGCACUUCGAGAACAUCGAUGCUGACGGACGGGUACCGGGCGCAGGUGUGAUACCUGGUGUACCUGGUGUGGCCCCUGCUAUGCAAACACUGAACUCAGUCAAGGUUCUGUUGCUCACAGCGCAGUUUGGCCGCGCUUUGCAACAACUCCAACUGCAGGACCGAAGUCUGCGCGGCGUGGCGCUGCACAUGGCCUUGCUGCUGCGGCGCGCUGGCACCUUGGAAGCCAUCAAAGUGCUGGAGGCGCCCAUGGACGUCUCAGCCUUCCUGUGCGACUACGCCUCCAACUUCGCUGCCCGGGAGCAGCUGCAGUACUUCCGCGCCUUGGAGGUCUCCGAACGCGUCCAGGCGCUCCAGCGCUUGCUGCUGAGUGGUGCAGCAGGUGAUGAACUUUUAGGCUACAUCGACCCAAACGGUCGGCACCGGCCUGGCUUGCUGGAACAAAGCCUACAGGAAGAUGGCAUGGGCGAUCGCUCGGAGUUUGUAGAGCUCUGUUCCAAAGCAGGACGUCAAGCCUGUGAGCAGGGCCAGUAUCGAGAAGCCAUUCGCUUGCUCCACCUGGGGAGGUGCUACAGCGAGGUGCUGCAGGUCUUGUGUCGUUGUCUUUGUUUGCCCAUCUGGCGCGAGGGACACGACAACAACGAGGCGAUGAGUUUGGCUCAAGACAUCCAGCGCUUCUUCGACAUCUAUGAGCGAAACUUGGAUCGUUAUGCUCUCUCCUCGCAAGUGUGGGCCGUUGCAAGGAAGCUUUAUGCCACAAGGAUGUUCCACAGCUUUUGCGACCGAGGGGAACCCGAAAAUGCUCUUGACAUCUUUGACCGGGAACAAUUGCUGGCGUUGGGAACAGAGAGCGCAGAGGCUUCUGAAGAAAUCUGGGCUGAAUAUCCUCGAAUCGUUGCGGACUACAUCCGUGUCCUGAGCCAUGCGGCGGCCCGGGGCGCCAUGGCGAACUACGCCCUGCACGAACGGCUGCGGCAGCUGCAGUGCUUCCUGGCGCGGAACCGCUUGGUGUUGGACCAGGAGACCCAUGCGGCACUCGCCAAACUGGGCCUAUGCUGCUGAGAUCUGCUGAGAUCUGAGACAGCUACGUUAGUGGCUGCGAAGAAAACGAUAUGCUUUGGGUAGUCAGGUGAUGUCAGGUGUUUCUGUCUGUCAAGUGGCUCUUGAAGUUGGGGUCAGAAUAUUCCCAAUGUUUUCGAUAGAAUGUGGGAAUCAUAUGGAUAGAUUCAC
Molecule: messenger RNA, 2516 nt
Organism: Cladocopium goreaui
Lineage: Eukaryota; Dinophyceae; Suessiales; Symbiodiniaceae
Source: the annotation of a GenBank genome assembly